Molecule: messenger RNA, 1906 nt
Organism: Pangasianodon hypophthalmus (striped catfish)
Lineage: Eukaryota; Metazoa; Chordata; Actinopteri; Siluriformes; Pangasiidae
Product: chemerin-like receptor 1
Exons: 2
Coding region: 169-1209 (346 amino acids)
Biological process (GO): positive regulation of macrophage chemotaxis; regulation of calcium-mediated signaling; complement receptor mediated signaling pathway
Cellular component (GO): plasma membrane
Molecular function (GO): complement receptor activity; G protein-coupled receptor activity
Source: RefSeq, a predicted model, not a curated record
GUGGAAAAAAGACCACAUUAUGGAAGGGUGUUUGCGGAAGUAAUGUCAUAAGAGGUGGCAGUUGACUCUUAAAGUCCAUACAAACAGCCCACACAUUACAGCUGUCAAAGACCGGCAUGACAUACACAGUCUGAGUUCCUUGUAGGGGGAGCUUAUACAAACUUUACCAUGGACCACACUGAUUUCACUCUUGAUUACAUGUCUGUUGACUAUUCAAACUACACGGAAGAUAACCAGACGUACAUGGAUGAGUCUCACAGUGUACACCACAUUUGCUCUGGAGAGAUUCUGUGCAUGUUGCUGCUGGUUGUGAAUGUGAUCAUCAUCAUGCUGGGGGUUGUGGGAAAUGGUGUGGUGAUCUGGAUCGCAGGUUUUAAGAUGAAGAAGACUGUCAACACCACCUGGUACCUCAGCCUGGCCAUUUCUGACUUCAUAUUUUGUGCCACCUUGCCCUUCAACACCUUUUACAUAGCCACAUCUGACUGGACCUUCGGACUUUUCAUGUGCAGGUUCACCUCCUUUGUGAUGUUCCUCAACAUGUUCAGUAGCAUCUUUCUUCUCGUCAUCAUCAGUGUGGAUCGCUGUAUGGCUGUCAUGUUCCCUGUUUGGGCACAGAACCAGCGUACCAUAAGGAAGGCUUCACUGAUAGUCCUUCUUGCAUGGGUUUUAUCAGUCUCCUUGAGUAUCCCUUCCACCAUUUUCCGUGAUGUUCAGCACCAUCUAGGCAGAACCCGGUGCCACAAUAAUUACAUUAGCCAGCACACCCACGAAUCUAUAGCCAUCUGCCGGUUUAUUUUUGGGUUUCUGAUACCAUUCCUGGUCAUCAUUGUCUGCUACUCAGUCAUUAUCUUCAAGCUGAGAAGGAACCAGAUGGCAAAGUCCACAAAGCCAUUCAAAAUCAUGACAGCUCUCAUUGGGACUUUCUUUCUCUGCUGGCUGCCAUACCACACCUUUGUGCUGGUUGAACUGAACCAGAGCCUCCCCAAUGACAUCAUCGCCUUUGGGCUCAAGAUUGGAACCUCAGUCGCUUCAGCUAACAGCUUCCUCAACCCAAUUCUCUAUGUCUUCAUGGGCAAUGAUUUCAGGCAGAAGUUUAAGAACUCCAUCCUGUCUAAGAUUGAAAAUGCAAUAGGAGAGGAAGGACGCACCAUGAGCCGCUACUUAUCCCGUUCCAGUUCUAUGGACGCCAGAGCAUCGACUCACAUCUGAUUUGGCCUGGAACUAUAAAACCAAUAGAAAAUCAGGUCCUGAUUCAUUUGUACAUAAUGUAUUUCAACAGGUCAAGUUCCAGCAGGAAAUAUACUAUUUGAAUAAUCCUUUGGUCUCAAUGUGAUUCAAUUAAAUUACAUUUUAAUUGUACAGCACUUUUAACAAUAUAUAUUGUCACAAAGCAGCUUUACAGAAAUCCAGAUGUAGAUUUUGAUCCCUAAUGGACAAGCAAGAGGGGCUCCUCUGGGUGACUCACAACGGAUAAAGGGAUUAUGAAGUGUAGCUAUUUGGAUUUGCACAAGUAUUAUGAUGCAAAGUACUGGAAGUCAGUUUACUGAGCCGUCAAAAAUUGGUUCAUUGAAAGUAUGCAUUAGAAUGUUUAAGAAAAUGGACAAAAAGACCUGCUAUCAGGAAAAGAGAAAGCACUUGCCUUCUUUUGAUAGAUUUUAGGACAUGUUAGGGUAAGAACUAUAUGCAGUAUAUAAUUAAAUAUGAAGCACUUUCUCUUGCUCUAGUAUGUAUUUUGAGGAGUAUGUGUGAGGAUAUAAUAACCUGUUAAUCCUGCUAACCAAUUCAAUUUCAAAAUCAAUUUCAUUUGUACUGCAUCCUUUUUUUUAAUUGUCCAAUGGUCAGUGUAUCAUCUUACUGGUAUGUUCUUAGUUGUGUCAAUGGCAAAAUGUAAUAAAAACAUAGGUCA